CACUAAUAUGUGUUGGGGUCUAAUGUGUGUUUUAUGGGUCUGUAGUGGUGUUGCUGAGGUAGGGAACUGGUGUAUUUCUAGCUGGCUAUGGAGGACACCAUUAUAUAUUUCUUAAGAAUUUCUUUAGCCUUUCUCAGUCUCGGUGUCCAUGGUCAAAUUGGAAGUGUUGAUGGCUUUGUCCGCAGUGCAGGUUAUCCUGGAUACUAUGAGGCUGGUCCCCCUUUGCAGGAUGUUGUGAAACCACAAAAUUCCAGCUGGUAUGGCCAAGGAGAUGCAUCUGGUUCCAUCGAGCCUCUAAGAUCCAAGAAUAUCCCUUACAGUGCUGCAGUUAGGGGUGUAUAUAGCAGUGAAAGCUAUAGCCCUCAAACAGUCUCUUUUGGCUCUGGUCCAGUGACAAGUGUUCAUAUGUUUGGUUCUGUCUCCAGUGCUAGAAACCAACUUCAAGGUUCUCUGAUAUCUUUAGCUGGUAGUGGCCGUCUUGUUUCUAGUUCUGUGGCAACUGCAUUGGGUACAAGUGUAAACCGUGAGUCUGUACCCCAGCCAGCACAGCUCAGUUCUCAAACUCCUGUGCAGACUAGUAGGGAGUCUGUAGUGUCUAGUAGCCAGCAACCAAUGCAGACCAGCUCCCAGUCCAGUGCCCAACAGCCAUUUAUCAAAUCCCAGAAAGGUAGGCUUGCGCAAGUUGGAUCGGAGUGCUUUUCUGGUACCAGUCCAGACUUCAAGUUCUGGUUUUAUAUUCAAGCCUGUGCAGCGACAAAAUCCGUCCUCCCUCCAGUGGCCAGCAAUCAGCACAAGCCAGCUACCAGUCUGCAACAGCCUAGUCUCCAAAAACCAGGACUGACCCGAUACCAGCCUGUCUCUCAGCCCAGUGGCCUGCAGUCAGCACAAACCAGCUACCAGUCUGUGCCCCGGCCUGGUGGCCAAAAACCAAGACCGAUCCAAUACCAGCCUAUCUCACAGCCUAGUGGAUUGCAGACAGUUCAAGCCAGCUACCAGUCUAUGCAACCACCUAGUCUCCAAAAAGCAGGACUGACCCGAUACCAGCCUGUCUCUCAGCCCAGUAGCCAGCAGUCAGCACAAAUCCGCUACCAGUCUGUGCCCCAACCUAGUGGCCUGCAGUCGGCUCAAGCCAACUACCAGUCAAUGCAACCACCUAGUGGUCAAAAACCAGGACUGACCCGAUACCAGCCUGUCUCUCAACCUAGUGGCUUGCAGUCAUCACAAACCAGCUACCAAUCAGCACAAGCUCACUACCAGUCUGCGUCCCAGCCCAGUGGCCAAUCUGUGUCUCUUCAGCCUGGAUUCCAGCUCUCUCCUAUGCCAGAGCAGUCAAGUUAUGCGUCUCUUUCCAGUUUUGGUUCCCAACCCCUAGAGCAGCCCAGUAAUGUACAACUUGCUUCAAGCUAUGAGUCCGUGUUGCAGCCUGACCUUCAGGAUACAGCACCACUGCGCUCCCAGACUACUCAAAACGAGCGCUUAGCACCAGGCAUGUUGAGGAUGUUGCAGCAAGUGAAGUCAUAGCUGCAUAGUUGAUGUAACUUCAUUUAGUGUGGUUUUUUUUUUCCUCUCUCAAAACAAUAAGUCACAUGAACAAACUUGGUUUGUGUUUGCUGGGUUCUUUUUCAGCUAUCUAAAUUUGCCAGGGCUUUAAUGUGGUCUACUGAUGCAGUAAUAUUUUGUUAGAUGUAUGGUGUCUUCUGGGGGGGGUAGAAGAAACUCUUGUCUACUGGUAGUUUAAUAUCUUUGACCAGUGAAGUUCUAUUGUUGGCACAUUUACCUCAUCUUCGGUUUUCUUUGGUGUUCUCUCUGUGGUUAUGUAAUCGGUUUAAAUUCUUUUAAAAGCUCUUGUCAUUUUUACAGCUGCUUGGUUCAAGGUGUGAUCGCAGGCUGGUUAUGCAAAACUAAUGGGUAACUAGUUUCUGUGUCCUCUACAGGUUGAUUGUACACUGACAUCACUAGUGGGUGUUUCUCCAGUUGUCAUGGUGUGCAUAUAAACCCAAUUUUAUGUACAAUGUAUGGUUAAUUGAAAGUACGAAAAAAUAGUUUAAAUCAUUUUCAAUAAAAAUCUGAAGCCCAAGUGUGGACAGUG
Molecule: messenger RNA, 2089 nt
Organism: Sinocyclocheilus anshuiensis
Lineage: Eukaryota; Metazoa; Chordata; Actinopteri; Cypriniformes; Cyprinidae
Product: altered inheritance of mitochondria protein 3-like
Exons: 4
Coding region: 88-1521 (477 amino acids)
Source: RefSeq, a predicted model, not a curated record